AUGAGCGAUGAUGACGAUGACGACAACCAAGGUGAUUACGACGAUGAUGAUUCGUUGUUGGUUCAAGUGAUUAAAAAAAAAAGACUAUGUAAACAAGAAAUUUUGAGAUUGAUCGAUCGAAGUUCAGAACUUAAUGUUCAGUUGCAAUUAGAAUUUGAAGUUGGGGCAGGAACUCAAACAAAAUCAGUUAAAUUUUACGAGUAA
Enterobius vermicularis (human pinworm) is the source of this 204-nucleotide messenger RNA. The record is from the annotation of a GenBank genome assembly. Lineage: Eukaryota; Metazoa; Nematoda; Chromadorea; Rhabditida; Oxyuridae.